This is a messenger RNA of Paramecium pentaurelia, 1086 nucleotides long. Lineage: Eukaryota; Ciliophora; Oligohymenophorea; Peniculida; Parameciidae. The record is from the annotation of a GenBank genome assembly.
AUGAAUUCAAUCUCAGAAAUAAAUCGAUGUCUCUAACAUAUAUUUCAUUAUUCCUAAUAACCACAAUCACCUAGCUGCAUCAUGUCUAUGAAAUCCUAUUAUGAUGAUUUAAUAAACUUCGAUAAUUAUAAUAUAUUUGAACCUCAACUUUUCCAAUUUGAAGAUUUGAAUACUUCUAAUUGUAAAUAUUGAUAAUAAUUAAAGUUAGUCACUCCAUUUUUAGAUUUUCAAUUUGAAGAUGAUGUAGUAUUUUAAAAUAAUGAGAUAAAUUAAAAUGAAGAAGAAAAUUUUAAAUCUUCCAAUCUUCAUAAGAUUUCCUCUAUGCAAAAUAAUAAUGAAUAAUCAUAAGUGGCUUUGAUAUAAUUACGUAAUUUCAGAUAGAGUAUAAAUAAAGAGAUACAAAUUAAAUAAGUUCCUUUAGAUGUAUUUACUAGAUAACUUACUCCUAAGAGAUCAAUACCAUCUCUUUUUGAUGAUGAACCACCUUUAGAAAUCAAAUAGAAGACAAUACAAAAUUAUAGACCUUUAAGAGAAAGAAUAUAAGAAAAAUUAUCUUAAAAAUAAAUAGAUAAAAAAGAAUAAUAAGUAAUACAUAAUCGAUUUUAAAAUGUAAAUCAAAAUUCUGCUAGCAGAUAUCAUUCUAAAAGUCCAUAAUCAUAAUUUACAAAGGAAUUUAAAUAAAAAUUCAAUUCAAUAACUACUAAUCAAAAUUUAUAAUUCAAUUUAAAUUAAUUAUCUAGUAAUCAAAGAUAAACUUCAAAUUCUAAAAAUUUAUCUACUCCUUAAAAAAACAAUAAAGAAUAAAUUGAUUCAACAGUAAAAAUAAGAAUUGAUAUUCAAAACUUUCAAGAAAAUCAUAAAAGAUCAACUAAUUAGAAAUAAGAAAAAGAAAAUAAAAUAUUAACACCUUUAAAAUAUUAAAGCAAAAUAAAUUGUUAAGAUUUUGAAUAAGUAACAAAAACUAAAAAUUUUACAAAUAAUUAUAGAAACAAAAGUCCUAAAAACUUUUCAAAAAGUCCCAUUAAAACUCCAGAGAAAGAAUCAUGCAAAUAUGUAGUUGUUAAUUUUUAUUAAAAAAAAUAUUGA